UUUGGUUUUGUGGUAGUUAGUCAUUAGUAAUAGACAUUGUAAUAGUUUCUUUCCCUUUUCUUUAUAGACUCCUGUAAUCAUGAAUGAUGGUUUGGAUUUAAGUUGAUAAAUAAAUCAUGUAUCUACUUGAGAACUCUUUUGAAUGAUUAUUAACUACACUACAGUUUUAUCAACUUAAAUCAUCAUGCAUAAAUAUCUCAGGCCCGAACGAUUGGAUGCCAAUCCUGAUUCACCUACAGCAGCAAAAGAAUGGUUUCACUGGAAACGAACUUUUACGAAUUUUCUAACCUCUGCCGGAGAAGAAGUUCCAGACAAACUGAAAAUGUUGAUCAAUUUUGUUUCGCCGCGUAUAUAUGAGUAUAUUGGUGAAUGUGAAACUUACGAUACCGCUAUAUCACUGUUAGAAGCUGUGUAUGUUCGACCAAAAAACGAGGUUCUAGCUAGGCACUUGUUAAUAACACGCAGACAACAGACAGGUGAGACACUUGACCAGUUUCUACAAGAGCUUAAAGUAUUGGCAAAGGAUUGUAACUUUCAACCAGUGACGGCCGAUAAAUAUAAGGAAGAAUACACAAGGGACGCGUUUAUAAAUGGACUUUGCUCACAAAUUGUUCGACAGCGUUUGUUGGAAAAUAAAACUCUUGACCUUAAGACAAUGUUUGAUCAGGCGCGAACAUUAGAUCUAGCUCAACGCAGUAAUGAAGUGUAUGUUCAGCCAUAUUCUGUGACAGCCGCGAUUGGACAAAAACCAGACGAAAGUGUUCCAGAUACCACAACAAAACUUCAAUUCGUUACUGAAGAAGACAAGAUUACAGCAGCUGCUGCACAACGACCCGGAAGUAAACAAAAGUGCUUCUUUUGUGGGAAUAAUGCUCAUGCGAGACGUUUUUGUCCGGCAAAGGAUGCCUCUUGUCAUAACUGUAGUAAGAAAGGACACUUUUCGAAAGUGUGUAAAUCUAAUACAACAAGUACUGGGACAUCUGCCUCUUGUACUCCCAUAUUAGCAACUGUAACUGCUGCAUCUCCGCAAUGUUUAAAGAAAGCAGUCAUAAAUGUGCGUGUGAAUGAACGUCCGUGCAAAGCCUUGAUAGACACAGGUAGUUCUGAAAGUUUCAUUGAUAGACAAUUUGCAAAAUUAAUGUCAUUAAAUAUAAAUGACGCUACAGGAAGUGUAUCGAUGACAUCCAGUGCUCUCAGUAGUCCUAUAGUAGGAAUUUGCAAUGUAAACUUAAACAUUGAUGGACAUUUCUAUCGGAAUAUGCAGUUAUCUGUCCUCAAUAAACUCUGUUGUGACAUUAUAUUGGGACAGGACUUCAUGAAAAGACACGACAGUAUAAAAAUAAGUUUCGGUGGAAGCAGACCAGCCGUAGAAAUAAAUGACUCAAAUGCAGUUUGUGGUUUAGCUGCUUCAAGUGUUGAUCCGCCGGAAUUAUUUGCCACCUUGACAAGUGAAUGCCGACCUAUUGCUACAAAAUCAAGGAAGUACAGUGCAGUCGAUAGAGAAUUCAUAGAAAAGGAGACAACAAGAUUACUUACCGAAGGUAUAAUUGAGCCUAGUAUGUCACCAUGGAGAGCUCAAGUUUUAGUAACUUCAAAUGAAAGGCACAAGAAAAGACUAGUAAUCGAUUACUCUCAAACUAUAAACAGAUUUACUGAACUUGAUGCUUAUCCGUUUCCUAACAUUAAUCAAAUGGUCUCAGAUAUCGCCAAAUACAAGGUAUACAGUACGCUUGAUUUACGUAGUGCCUAUCACCAAAUUCCGUUACGUGAACAUGAAAAGAAGUAUACAGCUUUUGAAGCCAAUGGCAGUUUAUAUCAAUUUCGGCGAGUCCCCUUUGGCGUUACGAACGGAGUUGCUUGUUUUCAAAGGGUAAUUGACCGUCUAGUGGCCGAAAACAAAUUAGAAGCAGUAUUUGUGUAUAUCGACAAUAUCACAAUAGGCGGAAUGGACCAAACCGAACAUGACGAAAUCUUACGUCGAUUUCUUGAUGUUGCCGACAAACAUCAGCUAACAUUUAAUGAGGACAAAUGUGUGUACUCUGUCGAGUCAGUUGAUCUACUUGGAUAUACCAUCAGUCAAGGUAUUUUACGACCGGACCCUGAUCGAAUGAAGCCGCUAAGGGAACUCCCUGUGCCCCACAGUCCUAAAUCGGUGAAAAGAGCCAUGGGAAUGUUUUCGUAUUAUAGUCAAUGGAUACCAAGAUUCUCAGACAAAAUCAAACCGUUAGCUAACGCUACUUCUUUUCCGUUAGACUCUAUUGCAGUGAAAGCAUUCGAAGAUUUGAAAUCCGACCUUGAAAACGCAAGCAUAAGUGCAAUUGAUGAAGCUAUUCCUUUUGUCGUAGAAACCGAUGCCUCGGAUUCUGCAGUAGCCGGAAGUCUCAAUCAGGGUGGAAGGCCUGUUGCUUUCUUUUCGAGAACUUUAAAUGCUCAUGAAUUAGGACACUCAUCUGUAGAAAAGGAAGCAUGUGCCAUUAUAGAUGCGGUUCGAAAAUGGAGACACUUACUUAGUGGGAAACAUUUUACUCUUGUCACUGAUCAGGAAGCAGUUUCUUAUAUGUUUGAUUCAAAGAAGCACGGUAAAGUGAAAAAUGACAAAAUAAUUCGAUGGAGAACUGAAUUGAGCUGUUACAGCUAUGAUAUAAAAUAUCGUCCUGGACAAGACAAUGCAUCAGCCGAUUGCUUUUCUCGAGCGUACUGCUCAUCCAUCAGCUCCGAUUCUCUUUCUGAACUACAUAGUGCACUUUGCCAUCCGGGCAUCAAUCGACUUCUUCACUUCGUCCGUUCAAAGAACUUACCUUUCUCAGUUGAUGACGUCAAGAGAACAAUCAAACAGUGUGAGAUUUGUGCAAAAGUAAAACCUCAGUAUGCUAAACCGAAUGCAUCACCUCUUGUGAAAGCUACACAACCAUUUGAACGCUUAAGCAUUGAUUUUAAAGGACCACUGCCGUCUGUUAGUACAAAGAAGUAUAUUCUUACCGUUGUUGACGAAUACUCAAGAUUCCCGUUUGCCUUUCCUUGUUCCGAUAUGACAAGCGCAACAGUUAUUCAGUGUUUACGACAGUUAUUUGCUCUUUUUGGUAUGCCUGCUUAUAUUCACUCGGACCGUGGUCAAUCUUUCAUGAGUGCCGAACUCAAAACUUUUCUACAAUCGCAUGGAGUAGCUACUAGCAGGACAACGCCAUACAGCCCACAGAGCAAUGGACAAUGUGAACGCUAUAACGGUAUCAUCUGGAAAGCCGUGACACUAGCAUUAGAAUCUUUGGGACUUAAAGAGACGCAGUGGGAAAGUGUAUUGCCAGAUGCACUGCACUCUGUUCGAAGUUUGUUAUGUACAUCAAUAAACUGUACUCCACAUGAAAGGUUUUUCAACUUUACAAGAAGAUCAUCAUCUGGCCAAUCUAUUCCGUCGUGGUUAGCCAAUCCUGGACCAGUUUUAAUGAAAAAGCAUGUGCGUGCGACUAAAUAUGAUCCUCUCGUCGAGGAAGUAGAUCUUUUGGAAGCUAAUCCAACUUAUGCUCAUGUUAGAUUGCCUGAUGGACGCGAAACUACUGUAUCAGUCCGACAUCUAGCGCCAAGAGGACAAUCAAUAAGCAAUGACAAUCUUGAUCAUUCCGUUUUGAACGAUCAUACAACUAUGGACAUUUCCGAAACCGAUGUUGAAAAUAUAAUACAGGAAGCAACCAACAACACGGACAACACUAUGGAAACAUCUCCCGUUAUUAGACGUUCUACACGUGAAGUUAAGAAACCAUCUAGAUUUGGAUUUGACGAUUAACUGAAAUUUUUAAUUGAACUAUUGUGUUGACUUUAAGAGGGGGUGAAUGUAGUAUAUUAUGUUUAUUUGGUUUUGUGGUAGUUAGUCAUUAGUAAUAGACAUUGUAAUAGUUUCUUUCCCUUUUCUUUAUAGACUCCUGUAAUCAUGAAUGAUGGUUUGGAUUUAAGUUGAUAAAUAAAUCAUGUAUCUACUUGAGAACUCUUUUGAAUGAUUAUUACACUACACUCGGCAAAUUUCAGAAAAUACACCUCAAUGCUACGGUUUCAGUGAAAAACAUUACA
Messenger RNA from Mytilus trossulus (common blue mussel), 4059 nucleotides. RefSeq lists its product as uncharacterized. The coding region runs from base 185 to 3778 and encodes 1197 amino acids. NCBI's taxonomy places the organism in Eukaryota, Metazoa, Mollusca, Bivalvia, Mytilida, Mytilidae. Gene Ontology annotation, biological process: proteolysis; DNA integration. Gene Ontology annotation, molecular function: zinc ion binding; aspartic-type endopeptidase activity; nucleic acid binding. The transcript has a single exon. The record is from RefSeq and is a predicted model, not a curated record.